CGGGCUUCAUCCAAAGGAGAUUCCCUUCUAUAUUCCUUCCUAUAGGUAACGUCUAUACGUUUCGUGUAAUGCUGUUGCUACUUUCCACAAGUUUAUUUAUAUCCUCUUGACUAAAGGACUUCUCAAUCAGUUUGUUUAGAACCACCGAAGUGGCAACACGCAUAGUAAAAUAAUUCCUCAUACGUAUUAAGACUUUCGUCGUAUUUUCGUGAAGUGAAAAACGAUUUGGCGCCAAAAAAGUUAACUUCGAUUUUUGUGUACAUUUUAAAGACAAAAGUGUAAAAGAUGGCAAUUGCAUACUAUAUCCCGGAUCAGGCUAAAUUGGCCGAAAAACAGAAACCAAAAGUCAUCAAGAGUGUUAAAAUACCGUUAAAUAACUACACACUCUGCAAUAACUUGUGCUGGGAGCUGAUGGCUCAAGUUUUCUGCUACGCCAUGCGAUAUCACCACCUUACCGCCGCCGGAAAUGGAAUUCUUCAAAUAUCCGUGGAAUUUAUCCAACAGCAACCGUCCUUAAAUCAUCAGCAUAAGCCAUCCUCGGCGGAAUCGAUGAACACAGAUGACCAUCAUGACCACGAUGGUGAUGGAAGCAAAAACUAGGCACGAAGAAUUCGUGUCUCCCAUCAAAGAGGAUGAUGGGAGCUCAUUCAAAGCGUAUUGUGAUUCCAAAAUAUAACUAAGUGGUUUUCAACCGAUGAUGUGCGGUGAGCAGAAAUGAAGAUAAGUCCCGACAACUUUUCAACUUUUCUUCCAACUUCACAAAACAUUUUCUACAAAUUAAAAUACAACUCAUACUAUACACUAAUUCUAAUUCAUGAUGUUUACUAAAAAGAUACUACAACUUCCUAUUCAGCGUUAAAAUAUACUCGAAGCAUCAAAAAACAACAAACAUUUAUGUGCAGUAAAAACGUGUUUUUUUUUCUUUAAACAAUUUAUUUUUGUUUGUUCUUUAAAUCACCAUAAGUUGUAUGUAAUUUUUAAAUGUAAAAGUUAACUUACAGAAACAAAAUAAAAAACAACAAAUAAUGAAAAUUGUACAAACGAAUUAAUUUUAAGUGUAAAAGUUUUUUCAUUUUUCUAAAAAAAUAUAAAAAUCACGUA
Molecule: messenger RNA, 1101 nt
Organism: Eupeodes corollae
Lineage: Eukaryota; Metazoa; Arthropoda; Insecta; Diptera; Syrphidae
Exons: 1
Coding region: 286-600 (104 amino acids)
Source: RefSeq, a predicted model, not a curated record